Messenger RNA from Linum trigynum, 3155 nucleotides. Lineage: Eukaryota; Viridiplantae; Streptophyta; Magnoliopsida; Malpighiales; Linaceae. The record is from the annotation of a GenBank genome assembly.
GCACAAAUCAAUCAACAAAAAACCAGCAAAGAAAGGUGCGUAGAUUACCUCUACGGAUUUUCGGUUCCAAAUACGUGAGGAAGCAACAAGGCUGAACUAAAUUGGAAUGGCAGGGGGAGGAAUCCAUCCCAGUUCUACCGAAUUGUGGAAGGCGCACACGAUUUCGCAAUCGAGGAACUUGGUGGUGUUGAGAUCCAGACGAACAAUGUCUUCGAUCAAAGACUGAGAUAGAGAAAACCCAAAAUUUGAUUGCCAACAGAGGGGAUAAGAGGAAAAAAUUUUAGUUUAUGUGAAAGAGAUAGUUUAAUUUAACAUGAGGAGUUAAAUUCUGCGUUCCCUUUGCUGCAAUGGAAUUGCAGGUGCAGAAGCAGCCUAAUUCGGCUCGGACUCUAAAAGGGAAAUAGAAUAGAAGACUUACUUACGAUUUGGUUAUUUCAUGCAUCACAAAGCAAAACGAUGCGUUUGAUACCUUAUCCCUUGCACCAAUUCUGACUGCUACCCUGUUUCCGGCGAAGCCUCGCAGGGGAAUUACUCGACUGCCGGAGAUCUUUAAUUGCCUCUCCGUUUCCAGCUGCUGGGCACGAACUGUCGAUAGUGUUAUUUGGACUUAGCAUUUCUUUUACCGGGCUAUGAUGGAUUAAAAGUGUACCAUAGCUUAGAUGGGCGAAAUUGAAGUGGCAAAAUUGAAGUGAGUAUGGGCUCUCCAAACGAGCGGGUCGGCCCAAUAAAAGCCACACGGGCUUAAUGAAGACACAGCUCUAGGCAUGUUACGUUAGCAAACCCAUAAACUUUUUUUUUUUUUUUUGCUGAUAUGUAUGAUUUAUAGAUCAAAAGACAUUUUCCUUCCAUCUUUAACCCCUUUACAUAUAUGUUCUUCUAUACAAAAGUAACGAAACCAGGUUAUCUUUGAAACAAAAAAAAAUCAAAACCAGGUUUCCACCCAAGUUUUGAUUUCUGCUUGUAUUGGCAUCUUGGUUUGGCGAACACAAGUCGGGAGCAUGGCCGCUGGGAGGGGAAUCGAUGAUUCAAAUGGGAUCGAUUCAGAAUCAGACUCCAUCGAGGCAUGGAUGGUUCGUGGUUGGAUCUUCUUCUCGGAGUCGCCAAGUCGGGGUUGGACUGAGAUUGAGCAACGACGGGGCAAGAAAUAUUCGGCGUGUAUGGAUGUAGAGGGGGUUGGUCGGCUUGUUACGUCCAGGAGACCGGGUGGAGACUUAUCCUUGGUAAAGAAAUCGUGCAAGAGGAGGGAAGUGGCGGAGCCGGGCUAUGGGUUCACCGUCUAGGAUGGAGUAAAGGCAAAUCAAGCUUCAACGGAGACUAUUAAUGAGGGGCCUAAUUUCAAUUAUCAUUAAGUAUAAAUUAUUUUAAUAAAUAUAAUAUAGUUUAAUAGAUAAUAAUUAAUUAUAAAUAAAUUAAGUUACUGUAACCAUUAGAUACAUCUAACGGUUAAUAUUAAACAAAAAGUGGGUGCGUUCAGUGCACCCAAAAUAGUGGGUGCACCGAAGUAGCCACCAUAAAUAUAGCGAGUUCUAUGGUACCUAGGGUGAAAUCCGGGGUACCGCGUACCUUGAGUAUGAAAACGCUAUCCAGACCUUGAAUUGAUUGAUCUUUCAGACAUGAUAGUGUACUCUAACCCUUAAAGAUCAAAAUCUAGGUCUAAAUUCUCUCUAAUACUCCAAUAUCUAUUUAAUUAGAAACAAUAAUCGACGGUUAUGAUUCGUCCAAAGAGAAGCAAAAAAUGAAUGCACCAUCUUAAAGUUUAUAGUUUAUGAUUUAGAUAAUUAGAAUUUAGGGUUCACUCAUUACGGGUUAGUAAAUGGCUAGUAUGCUCAUCGCUCUCUUCUUUCUUGCAUCAUAAACAUUGAUUGUGUCAGAGUCAGUGCAAAAUCGAAAACUGAAGAAUAGACAACAACAAAAAAAACUCAUUAAUCAUUAUGUUAAUGGUCACAUGAACUAAACAAAACAUUCUUUACUAACCACUUGUGUGGAGCCAUUUCCGUUCCUUAACUUAUCUUAAGCAAGUUGAGCAUUGGAAUUCAUUAAUUAAUCCAUUCCCCCCCUCCCAAGUUAAUUUAUUUGUGUGUAGUUAUAAAGUAAUCUAUCCAUUUACCCACAUGAAUGGUGGGUGCUUAACUGCUUAUAUUAGUUGGUGUUAUUUGGCAUCUAGGAUAUGGCUUGUUAUCCCGACAAAUGAUUCAGGUUGAUUCUCUGAAACAUGGUACAAUAAUUUAAUUAUAUUCCUUUUGCUCAAUUUGUCUGUUUAUUAUCAUGUUCAAACCUUCUAGUGGGCAAUUAUCAAUUAGGGUGUUUGUUUAUUAUAAUAAUAAUUAGGAAUCCCCUUAACAAUAAUAACGGUUGAACCAAUUGGGGAGAAUAUAGUAAUAAAUUGCUUGCUCAUUAAGCAAUCACUGUUGAUAAUAUUGCUGGCUACUAAAAACCAUAAGAAAUAAUAUUUUCAAAAGAAUGAAACUGUGAGUUAUUUGGGUGAAAUGGAAUAAUAAGUCUUAUCACUAUUUUUUUACGCACUCUCUCAAACAGAAAUAGAAUAAUGAGUUUGACGUUUGCAAAAACCUCUCAUAUUAUUUGCUUUGAUCAACUGUAAAUAUUGUGGAUUAUUGAAAUUUGAAUGCAUGACAUUUUGAUUAUUAUAGGCUCUAAUAUCAUACCAAAAUCUAAUUGGUUUCAAUAAUAAAUUAUUGAGCGACGAGAAAUGAAAUUUUUUAUAACAUCUACUCACCGAAAGAGUACUAAUUAUGUGAGUACUAAUUAGGCUCUAAUAUCAUACCAAAAUUUAAUUAGUCUCAAUAAUAAAUUAUUGAGCGACGAGAAAUGAAAUUUUUUAUAACAUCUACUCACCCAAAGAGUACUUAUGUGAGUAACAUUUGAAGAUUGAACUCGCUCGGAUAUGCACCCACAUUGAACACUAGCUAAGCUCAAACUCUAGAUGUGUAAAUCGCCAACUUAAGCAGAACAAACCUCCCAACGAGGCUGUCAAUGACACUGUAGCCAAUCAAUCUGACGAGUACUGAAGAAGCCAACAUCAAUUAAUUCUUGGAUUAUUCCCUAGCAAGUAGCAAUUGAGGAAAUGGCCAAAUUAUAUACAGAAAGAAAACUGAGAAGUUGAAAACAAAACAUUAUAAUAACAGCAGGUAAAGGCA